GGGCCCCUGCCCGGGGGACAUGACGAGCUCUGCAAGGGCACCCGCAACUACAAGCGUACCCUGCUCCUGCGGCACCACCUCUCCGCUGAGCAUCGCCUCAACGAGCCCGUUAGCCCCGAGCAGGAGUCGGAGAUGCCGGCAGGACUGAAUAAUGAAGGAUACUGUGAUUUUAACAGCAGGCCAAAUGAGAACUCUUACUGCUAUCAGCUCCUGCAAGAGCUCAACGAGCAGAGGAAGAAAGGCAUUCUUUGUGAUGUUAAUAUUGUGGUGAGUGGGAGGGUCUUCAGAGCUCACAAGAACAUCCUGGUUGCAGGCAGCCGCUUCUUUAAGACUCUGUAUUGCUUUACAAACAAAGAAAGCCGUAACCAAACCACUGUUACCUAUUUAGACGUUGUUGCUGUUCAAGGUUUUUCUGUCAUCUUGGACUUCUUAUAUUCUGGUAACCUCGUGCUUACGAGCCAAAAUGCCAUUGAAGUGAUGUCGGUGGCCAGCUACCUUCAGAUGACGGAGGUUGUCCAGUCCUGCCGCAACUUCAUUAAAGAUGCCUUAAACAUAAGCAUAAAAUCAGAAGCUCCAGAGACCGUUGUAGUGGAUUACAACAGAAGAUCUGUUAGUAGGGAUGGUUUGUCUCCAAGGGAUCAGAAAGUUGCCAGCUUCUGGGCAACACGAAACCUUACCAACCUGGCAAGUAGCAUAAAAACGGAGAAUGAUGGUUACUCAAUUGAUGAGGGCCAAAUGGAAAGCUACCAAAUGAAUGACUGCAGUUGGGUCCAGGACAGCUCACCUGAAAUGGCUGAGAAUGAAUCUCAAGGUGAGGGAAAAGUUUUUGUAUGGAAUGACAUGGGUGCACAGGGACAAUCGGUUCAAGAGCCUGGAAAAGCAAGAAGGAAAAACCAAACUGCAAAGAGAUUUAUUUAUAAUAUACCACCUAAUACUGAAGAGAACUCGGAAGAUUGCUCAGUGUUGCAACCAUCAGGCCCAUAUCCAGAAGAAGAUUUGUCAUUUAUUAAAGAAGAAGCAGAUGGCAGUAUGUUAGCUGGGUUAGAUGGUGAUAGAUCUGCCUCCAUAAACCUAGGAAGCUAAAGUAAGACCCUGUUUGUAAUAGGUACUUCAAGUGACUUCAAGUAUGGACUGAUGCCGGGUACUUCAAGUGACUUCAAGUACGGACUGCUGCCGGGUACUUCAAGUGACUUCAAGUAUGGACUGUUGCCGGGUACUUCAAGUGACUUCAAGUAUGGACUGUUGCCGGGUACUUCAAGUGACUUCAAGUAUGGACUGCUGCCAGAGUCUUGGCCAAAAGAAGCUUGGGAAAAUGGCGAUUCCUCUGCUUUAAUCAUGAACAAGUUGAAGUGUCCACACUGUAAUUAUGUAGCCAAAUACAGAAGAACACUAAAGAGACACUUGCUCAUUCACACAGGCGUGAGAUCUUUCAGUUGUGACAUCUGUGGGAAGCUGUUUACUCGAAGAGAGCACGUAAAGAGACAUUCCUUGGUGCAUAAAAAGGAUAAAAAGUAUAAAUGUAUGGUGUGUAAGAAGAUUUUCAUGCUAGCAGCCAGUGUUGGAAUAAGACAUGGAUCACGACGUUAUGGCGUUUGUGUAGACUGUGCAGAUAAAUCUCAACCUGGAGGGCAGGAGGGAGCAGACCAGGUGCAGGACACAGAUUUCCCUAGGGAUGAAGAAUACGAAGAAAAUGAAGUGGGAGAAGGUGAUGAGGAGCUUGGUGAUGAUGUAGAAGAACAGAAUGACCAGUCUCGAUGGGAUGAAUCUGCGGAAGUUUGUAUGCCUUUAGAUGACUGACAGAGCAUAUGACUUCAGGGUGCCACAGAUGGACACUGUACGGAUUGACUAUUUGAAUUUUUGGAUUGAAGGCUUGCGAAAUAUGGUACAGGCUGGAUGGUAGUUAUGUUGCUGUGAAAAACGUAGGGUCAAAGCCUUAUAGCAAAAAAGGAUUAUUAAUUUUUUUAUUAUAUUUGCACAGGACUGUACAGCAUACAACCAUUUGGUUGAAUUAUACAGAGUCCUCACAUCUACAGUCAGUUAUCAAAAGAAAAAUGUAUUUUUUAUUAUUUAUAGGAUAUAGCUACUUGGGUCCUAUUCAGACAUAGUAGUAACUGUACUUAUGUUACACAUUCAUGUAUCUGUUAACAUGAAUGAAGAAAAUUGCAACUUGGUAUGGAAAUACAAAGACAGCUUUCCCAAAUCUACUCUUACUUUGUCAGUGAACCGGAGAAUCUAAUUUGGGCUAGUGGCUCUUGUUUCCACAAGCAUGUCUUUGCCAUACAAACCUUACCUCUCCCAUAUGCUGAUAGAUGAAAGCCAAUCAUUUAAAUAUGCAGCACAGAUAAUGCCAACACCGUAUUGAAAUAGGGUGUCGAAACUUGUGGCUCUAUGUUGGCAGGUGGUAUAGGUGAUAAGCACUGGAAAAGCUAACAAUGGCAUUAAUUUAGUGUCUGUUUCUUCAGUUUUGAGUUUUCAAGAAGGUUGUUACUGAUUUGUCAUUUCCAAAAUGGUUUUGCAGAAGAAAUGACCAAUAAUGGAAAUAAACUGAUCAGAGCAUGGGUAACUCUUCUGCCACUUAGUCAAAAGAGAUAGUCAUGCUAAAAGGUAUCUGAUGUAAUAAUGUUUCCUUCCUGCUCUAAGGCCCCCUUUCUCUCAGACUUCUUGACUUCCCUGGUGUAUACCUCAGUCCCAUAGAAUAAAAACACAAGAAAUGGAGAAAGUGUCAUAUUAAACAAC
Nestor notabilis (Kea) is the source of this 2736-nucleotide messenger RNA. It is a transcript of the gene ZBTB10, whose product is annotated as zinc finger and BTB domain containing 10. The record is from RefSeq and is a predicted model, not a curated record. Gene Ontology annotation, molecular function: RNA polymerase II cis-regulatory region sequence-specific DNA binding; protein binding; DNA-binding transcription factor activity, RNA polymerase II-specific. The annotation marks the transcript as partial. The transcript has 8 exons. Gene Ontology annotation, biological process: regulation of transcription by RNA polymerase II. Lineage: Eukaryota; Metazoa; Chordata; Aves; Psittaciformes; Psittacidae.